UGGUGUUACUAUGACCUUGAUAAUUGUUGUUUAUUUAUAUUUACUUUCUUUUGCUAAUGCAGAUGAUUCAUUCAAAUUUUAAUGAUGAUAUUUUAUCAUGCAUCUACGUCGAAAAAUUUUAUUUAAAAUAUUCGCAGCUCUAUUUCUGCUCUUCUUUUAUUGUGAAUUUUGCAUUUAUUAUGUCGUCAUUGCACAGUGUUCUUGGCCUUUUCUUGAUCCAAAACUUGAGCAUAGUAACAUUGACAAAACCAGUGAAGAGCCUGUCACAAUUAUGGUCAUCGCUGACACCCAUCUUUUGGGACCUAGAAAUGGCCAUUGGUUUGAUAAACUGCGUAGAGAAUGGCAAAUGCAAAGGGCUUUCCAAACAGCUGUUGCUUUGCUUAAACCUGAAUUAGUCUUUAUAUUGGGAGACAUUCUAGAUGAAGGCUUCUAUUGUACUUCCAAAGAAUUUGAAAAUUAUGUUCUUAGGUUUGAGAAGAUGUUUGCACUUCCCGAUCAUAUUAAACUAUAUAUGGUUCCUGGAAACCAUGACAUUGGUUUUCAUUAUGAGAUAACUCCAACUCGAGUUAGUAAAUUUGUAAAUGAUUUCAAUGCAUCAGCAGUACAACUAAUUACAGUUAGAGGAAAUCAUUUUGUUCUAGUCAAUAGUAUGGCUUUAUCUGGAGAUGGUUGUUUUUUAUGUAAGCCUGCUGAAAUGCAGCUCAACCAUAUAGAGAGAACAUUGAAAUGUUCUAGAGCACCUCCCAAUUCUGGUGAAUGUGAUGAGAAUUCAAGACUUGCAGUAUAUAGUAAGCCCAUUUUAAUGCAGCAUUUUCCACUUUAUAGGCAGUCUGAUAUGGAAUGUAAUGAUUUUGACUCUGCUCCCAUGCCUAUAAAACAAGAAAAGUUUAGGGAAAAUAGAGAAUGUUUGAGUAGGGAAGCGACUUACCAGCUUUUGAGCCAAAUCAAACCGCGUUUGUCUCUCUCUGGACAUACUCAUCAUGGUUGCACAAAAAAACUCAUGUUAGGGGAUGGUAUAGAGAUCACUAUACCCAGUUUCAGUUGGAGAAAUAAAAACAACCCUACCAUUGGACUGGGCAUCUUCACACCAAACAAUUAUUCAUUUACCAAAUGUUCAUUACCAAGGGAAACAACAGUUAUUUUACUGUAUAUAAUUGGUGUCAAUAUAAUUGGUGUAUGGAUAAUUCAUACAUUAUUAAUAAAAGGAAGAAGGAAACAUUUAAAAUGAAGUGACAUCAGAACGGGAUAUAGGAAAUUAUUCAUAUUUGGUAUGAUUAAUCUCCUGGUACCAAAUGAAGAUUUUAUCCCCAAUUCCGUUAAUUAGAAUCUUAUAAAAAGCAAUAAGCAGUUGAAUGGUGAGCUAAUAUUAUAUUCAGUUCAAUUGCUGAAUCUCCAAUUUUUCUUAUGUGAUAUUUUAUUGUUUAAUUAUUGAGCUAAACAUAUAUCAAAAAAAUUAUCAAUAUGAAGUUGUUCAG
Coccinella septempunctata (seven-spotted ladybird) is the source of this 1475-nucleotide messenger RNA. RefSeq names its product metallophosphoesterase 1-like. Gene Ontology annotation, biological process: GPI anchor biosynthetic process. The transcript has 6 exons. Lineage: Eukaryota; Metazoa; Arthropoda; Insecta; Coleoptera; Coccinellidae. The record is from RefSeq and is a predicted model, not a curated record. Gene Ontology annotation, molecular function: hydrolase activity. The coding region runs from base 98 to 1228 and encodes 376 amino acids.